Molecule: messenger RNA, 2991 nt
Organism: Ictalurus furcatus (blue catfish)
Lineage: Eukaryota; Metazoa; Chordata; Actinopteri; Siluriformes; Ictaluridae
Gene: acvr1l
Product: activin A receptor, type 1 like
Exons: 10
Coding region: 453-1970 (505 amino acids)
Biological process (GO): heart development; transforming growth factor beta receptor signaling pathway; protein phosphorylation
Cellular component (GO): BMP receptor complex; plasma membrane
Molecular function (GO): SMAD binding; ATP binding; transforming growth factor beta receptor activity, type I
Source: RefSeq, a predicted model, not a curated record
CAACGAGUGUGUAGUGCACUACGUAGUGCGCAGGGAGUGAUUUGGAACGGGUUUAACGUUGCUCGGACUGGAUUUAUUGUUUUAUCUCCGUUUUAGUUUUUCUUUGCUAAUGCUAGUGAUAUGAAAUGUUUAUAUCGUAAUAUGAUAUUUUUAUUAACUGUUUCAGCUGGCAAAGCAUAACUACUACAAUAUACGUGGUUUGUUUUUAAGCCAGCUAAGAUAGCAUAACAUUGUUAGCAUAGACAGCUAGCUAGUCAGCCUUAGCCAAGUAAACACGAGCAGUGUUGAAAUGUAAAUGAGGACAAAAUAAAGUCAAACAGCUCAAACCUCUGUUUUUUUCUUUCUUUCCUGGUUUUCAGGAAGAUGUCUGCUCUAGAGAGAUGACUGGCUAUGCUAGGGUUAAAAGACCGUGUUAAGAAUCACAUCAGGAUUUGUACAAUGCAGUGAACCAAAUGGGUCAUCGCUGCACCCGAGUCCUUUUCCUCGUGCUGCUCCAGGCGCUGCGGACGUUAGCCGAAGAUGGCUCCAUCGAGUGUGUGUGCGUGGGCAGAGACUGCAUGGCACAGCAGUGUAAAGGCGACCAGUGCUAUUCCUCCGUGACCCUCAGAGACGACGUGCCCUCGUUCCACCGCGGCUGCCUGAUCGGCCCCGACAGCAGGAGCCUGACCUGCUUGACUUCUCCUUCAGCCAGCCACGCGGUAGAAUGCUGCGCUCGGCCCAUGUGCAACGCCAACGUCUCGGUGGACUCUCUGAUUCAGCUGCUGCUCAGAAAUCCAGAAGGAGAACCCAUGCGGUACAGUGUGGAGACUCUGGUACUUUUGGUCCUGGUUCCUUUCGGCGUGUUGGUGCUGCUCGCCGUGCUGGCCGUGCCUGUGUGCCGGCGCCUGCACCCACGCCAACUGGAGCGACUGCACGAGUUCGACACGGAGCAGGGCGCCAUCGACGGCCUCAUCGCCUCCAACGUGGGCGACAGCACCCUGGCGGACCUGCUGGAUCAUUCCUGCACGUCAGGCAGCGGCUCAGGCCUGCCGUUCCUGGUGCAGAGGACAGUAGCGCGCCAGAUCAGCCUGGUGGAGUGCGUUGGGAAAGGACGGUAUGGAGAGGUGUGGAGAGGACAGUGGCAGGGAGAGAACGUAGCUGUGAAAAUUUUCUCCUCCAGGGACGAGAAGUCGUGGUUUCGGGAAACAGAAAUCUACAAUACGGUUCUGUUACGGCACGAAAAUAUAUUAGGGUUCAUGGCGUCAGACAUGACGUCCCGCAACUCGAGCACUCAGCUGUGGUUGAUCACGCACUACCACGAGCACGGCUCGCUGUAUGAUUACCUGCAGCGCACCGCUGUGUCUGCGGCCGACGCCCUGAACAUAGCCGCCUCGGUGGCCAGCGGCCUGGUGCACCUGCACACCGAGAUCCUGGGCACAGAGGGCAAGCCGGCCAUCGCCCACCGCGACCUCAAGAGCAAAAAUAUCCUGGUGAAGAAGGACAUGCGCUGCUGCAUUGCUGACCUCGGUCUGGCAGUCACUCACACGCAAGCAGACAAUCAGCUCGACGUAGGUAACAACCCCAAAGUGGGCACCAAGCGCUACAUGGCCCCGGAGGUGCUAGAUGAGACGAUUCAGAUGGACUGCUUUGAUGCCUAUAAGAGAGUGGACAUCUGGGCGUUUGGCUUGGUGCUGUGGGAGAUUGCCCGACGCACCUACAGUAACGGGAUUGUAGAGGACUACAAGCCUCCAUUCUAUGACCUGGUACCCAACGACCCCAGCUUUGAGGACAUGCGCAAAGUGGUGUGUGUGGAGCAGCAAAGGCCCUUCAUCCCCAAUCGCUGGUUCUCUGAUCCGACUCUCUCGGCCCUGGUGAAGCUGAUGAAAGAGUGCUGGUACCAGAACCCGUCGGCCCGACUGACUGCGCUGCGCAUUAAAAAGACCCUGGAUAAAAUCCUCAGCUCGUUAGAGAAGGGAAAACCGGACUGCUGAGCCCGGCCUUUGGAGUGACGAUGUUUUUUUAAAUUCCGGACCCGAUUUGAGAUCAGCUCCCUCACGCAUCAAACAUUUUUCCUAUUCGUUCUGUGGAGCCCGGCGCUUUCACACUCCUGAUCUGGCUUCCUGCGAAUAAAAGCCAAGCCGUUGUGGGGUUUUUUUUUUUUGUUCGUUUUGUUUUUUUCCUUUGAGAUCCAAGAGGAAACAUUCAAGAGAAGUUGUCUGUACUGGGUUUUAACUGAUUUCACUCCCAUCCCUUGCUCAAGUGGUUAUCGGGGAGCUGAUCCUAGAUCUGAGAUGUGUUUGUUUUUAAACAGGAAAGACAAUCUCGCCAUGGAGGAGCGUGAAAUGCAACUCCGGAUACACGUCGAUCUGAUUGAGCAACGUUUUGGAAAGAAGUUGAUUAAAAGCCGCUUCUCCAUCCUGACAGUCGAGCCUCGGUGGGUGGCCUGGCUCUUUCACACCCUCUUGGAGCGGUGACAUCAUCGUAUCGUUUCUUCCCCAUGCCUGCAUGAUAAAAGCCAUUGGAACGCUUGAGCAUCUUGUGGCAGCCUCUCUCUCUGUCUUCUCUUACUCUCAAUUGACAAUCGCACACUGCUCAAUUGCUCUUGCACUCUUAGGCAGCUUUAUUUUUAUUUCAUGUUUUUUUAACACAAGUGCUCCCUCUUGACCUUUUUACAGUGCAUAAAAGUUUUUCCCCCCUUUCCAUUUAUAUUUAAACGUAAGCGUCCCGGGUUCAGCGUGAAUUUGCGAACAGUACGCAGGCUGUGUUUCAAAACACGCGAAGCCCCUAUUCAUGACUGCGCUUAUCAUUUGUACAAGUGCUGCAUACAUGUUCUAACACCUCAUAAAGCGCUGUAAUUAAUUCUUCAACGGCUUGCGUUCAAUGUUUGUUUUACACCACAGCCUUGUUGAAUUCUUGAUUCUGAUCGGUGUCGGUUAAUUUAAGUGCUGUUAUUUGAAACGUUGAUACAGUGAAGUGUGUUAUUUCUUUUUUUUAGGAAGGAGUCUCCAAAAA